Messenger RNA from Neolamprologus brichardi, 2697 nucleotides. RefSeq names its product phosphatidylinositol-specific phospholipase C, X domain containing 2 (gene plcxd2). Gene Ontology annotation, biological process: lipid metabolic process. NCBI's taxonomy places the organism in Eukaryota, Metazoa, Chordata, Actinopteri, Cichliformes, Cichlidae. The record is from RefSeq and is a predicted model, not a curated record. Gene Ontology annotation, molecular function: phosphoric diester hydrolase activity.
AUUGAAGUAGACUUGUGUGUUAGUUAUGUCAUUUGUCACCUGGUCAGUCACGUGAUCAGUGAGCUAAUUAGUGCCUUACUGGCAUUCUACCCGUCCUAAAUGUCAUGGUUUGCCUAGUGCGGUAGUGUGUUUAACCUACCGGGAGGGGAGGAGGGAUUUCACCCUAAGAGGAUUGCGGCGAUAGUUAGCUGCCCACUGGCUUUGUCAAGGCAUGCCGGUUUGCCGGUUGGAGUCCAACGGACAACAACGCGGUACAGUUUUCCUCCCAGAAACUCGGCAACGAAACCGGUUGGACUUGAAAUGAUGCAUAUCGUAGCAGCGCAAAAUCAAUCGUGACAGUCCAAGAUGACCUAUGGUAGAUUUCACAUGGUGGGAGCGCAUGGAAAUCCUUCACCGGGAGUGCAUCAGUACCAGAGAGCAGUCUCUUGAGGGAGUUAUUGCUGACAGGCGGCUCCCGAUAUGAAGACCAGACCCGCGGGGAUCGGCAAUGUCCAUGCCGACUGGAUGGGUUCGCUCCCCUCCAAGCUCAGUGCCAUGCCCCUCAAACAUCUAGCGGUGCCAGGCUCUCACGACUCUUUCACUUUUUGGGUGGAUGUGCAUGCUCCCGUGGGCCCCGAUCAAAAGGUUUAUGUUAAGUAUCUGGCUACCAUGUUCAGUGUCUUAGCCAAGAAAGUCAUGGUGAGGUGGUCCAUGACACAGAACCUGACUUUUAAGGAGCAGCUGGAUGCAGGAAUUCGCUACUUUGACCUCAGGGUGUCUGCAAAACCAGGCGAGCCUGGAAAUGAAAUCUAUUUCAUUCAUGGCCUCUUUGGACACAAGGUGAGGGACGGCCUGUUAGAAAUCAGCUCCUUCCUGGUCAGACACAGGAAAGAGGUGGUGUUCCUGGACUUUAACCAUUACUAUGCAAUGGAGGCAGAGCACCACGUUUACCUCAUCAGCAUGCUCCAAGAAGUAUUUGGCAGCAAACUGUGCAAUAACUGUGCGGUGGAGAACGUCACUCUGGACUAUCUCUGGGAGAAGAAAUACCAGUCACUGUGGAUGAAGACUGUUCUGGUGAUUGUGUUCUACCAUCAUCCUUCAGCCCAAGGCGUUCCUGUCAUGUGGCCUGGCAACAAGAUCCCUGCUCCCUGGGCAAACACCACUGAGCCCAUCAAGCUCAUAGAGUUCCUGGAAACUACGCUGAAGGAAAGAGACAAGCAGGGUUCCUUCCAUGUAUCCCAGGCCAUCCUCACUCCCACUGUCAACACUGUGGCUAAGGGGUUGCUCUGGGGCCUACGCAGCUACUUGGUGGAGAGAAACCUGCCAACCAUCAUGUCCUGGGUUGAGGCUCAGAGGCCAGGGGUGGACGGAGUCAACAUCAUCACCUCGGACUUUGUGGACCUCACUGAUUUUGCCAACAUUGUAAUCAAGCUAAAUAACCUGCUGUUGUCUGAACAGAACCGCAAACCAAGAUGACACACGUUUUCAUACCAGGAAGACUGACAUGGUGGCUUUGAGUCUAGUGGCAGAUUUUCCCUGCCUCUCUUUUUAUAUUGUUCACAAAUGGCUCUGGUGCUGCUGGUAGAGCUUCAGUGUAUUUGCUUAAGGACACUCAGCAUUAAGAUGUGCAGGGAUGGACUCUGUAUGAGCUUGGGUCCUCUAAAAUAAAGCCUUUCAAUUUUUAAGGAGCUCGUCAGCUAACUUUCAGUCUUAGUUUUGGUUGUAGAUGACUUUCUUAGCCUCAGUUCUAUGAAGACAGUCCAAAAGAGGGAAAGAAGUGAGAGCUCAGAUGAGAGAAAACCAGGCAUGCCCAGCUGCAUUUUUUUACCAUCUUCAUAAGGCAGACGGAGUCGUGUCAUGCUGGAGUUCUGGCUGCAUCUGCAGAUUCCUUUUUCUGCUUUCCCUUUUGAGGGAAAGCUAGAAAUACAUCUCAUAUUUGCUACUAAAUGGGACUGCCAAGCAGGUCACCAGAUUGGUAGCUGCUGUACAUUUUCCCUUGCAUGAUUAUAUGACUUUUAACCUCUCAGGUGCUUAUGUGGAAGUUUAUUUGGAUGGUUUAUCAAUAUUACAGAUGUGAAUUUGGUUUAUUUGUAUUUUUAAAUGGUCUUAUGAAAUUACUGACUUUGUAAGUUAAGAUAAGAGACAGAAUUGCAUGUUAAUAUGCUGCCUGUAGUCAUUUUAGCCACUAUUGUAUGAACAGCACACAAGGGAUUAGGAUAGCUUCUUUGUUUGUUUAUAAGAUAAACUCUGUGUGAAAAGAAAUGAUUGCAAUGGAACUCAUUUGUAUUUCCAACAUACUAAUGAUUGUUGAAACUGGACCAGUGAGUUAGGGUUGGCUUAUUAAAUGUAGACUUGGUAUUUUUCCAGUAAUUAAAUGAACUUGAGGGGAAAAAAACACAUACUUAAAUUUUUUCUUGGUAUUUUUAUUUAUAUGUUAAGCAAUGCCAUUUUUUUUUAAUGAAAGAGAAGCCAGCUGCUCUCUCAUUACUUACUGAAUUUAACAAGCAAUGCAGACUAUGGCACCUUUAGGAGGACUGCAUAGGAAAAGCCCAGUAUGGGUGGAAAUUGCGCCGCAGUUCCCACAAAACACAUACAGAUACACACAAAUAGCUAUAUAUCUUUAUGUUUAUCGUAUUUUCCCCCCUUGGUCUGUUUCCUCUUACAGUGCUUAAAUGUGCAGAAAUAGAACUAGUCUCCCAAUAAAUGUAUGUUGGAAAG